This is a messenger RNA of Cladocopium goreaui, 681 nucleotides long. Lineage: Eukaryota; Dinophyceae; Suessiales; Symbiodiniaceae. The record is from the annotation of a GenBank genome assembly.
AUGGACACCGUGGCACUUUGGUUUCUGGAUGAAGGAUGCGCUCUGGAGAUUGGUCAUCAAAGGGAAUCUGGCAAAGGCUUGUUGUCAACAGCCAGCACUGCUCGCUUCGCGCUGACUGCGGCAUGUUCUGACCUGGCAUGCGAGACCUCGAGCAGGCUUCACCUCCGUGUCGCCAAGAGCCAGGACUCUUCGGAGAUGCUCUCAGUGAUCGCCUUGCAGCGCUUGACGAAUUUCUCCUGCCAGGUUUCGGUGUGCCUGUUGGCGCCAUGCCUCCAUCAGGGUCACUUUGAAGCGACAUGGUGGCUGAAUGGACAAUGCCCACCCCGCGUGCAGAAUGAAACUAUGAAUAGGCCGGUCGGAAGACUUAUGCCCUUGUCCUGCAGCAGCUUGACAACGAGGGCCAAGGUGCAAGCGAGCCUCAGAUUCAAAGCUUCAACGCACCACCCAGGCCCACGAUCCGAGUCGAUGACACCAUGCUUCACGUGCCAAUGGCUCGGGCUCAUCAUGAAGACUUUUGGCAUCAGAAGCAAGAGGAAUGCUUGGAGACUCGGCAAUCUCGAUAACACCAUCAGGAUCGUGCUCUUCAUUUUCCUCCUCGCCAGCCUCAAGCGAAGAGGGGAUGAACUACAACAGGCUGCCAAAUGGCAGCAAUCAGGUGUUUUGUACACCUCACUGAGCUAG